GUUUUAGAAAAGACGCAAUACAAGAAUCCUGUCUUGAAUAUGAUUCAUUUGGACCGAUUCCAAAUAUUACAGAAAUUGAAAAAUUCUAGACCUUGCCCAAAGGAAUUAAACUAUCUCCAAGAAAAGAACUAUUGCGGCAUUGAACCAGAGGCUAAGGGAUUUGGAACACAUCUGGUGUUGGACUUUGAUUUUCAAAUUAACUCGGAUGUCAGUGUAAAUCCAAAUCAAGUAAAAGAAGCUUUCUAUUACUUUGAUCUGCGACGAUCAACAAAGGUGUCUAGCAUAUUCAUUGUUUACACUGAUUUCAUUUAUCAGGUGAGGUAA
This is a messenger RNA of Ruditapes philippinarum (Manila clam), 324 nucleotides long. RefSeq lists its product as uncharacterized. Lineage: Eukaryota; Metazoa; Mollusca; Bivalvia; Venerida; Veneridae. The record is from RefSeq and is a predicted model, not a curated record. The annotation marks the transcript as partial. The transcript is spliced from 5 exons.